Leopardus geoffroyi (Geoffroy's cat) is the source of this 3758-nucleotide messenger RNA. It is a transcript of the gene SESN1, whose product is annotated as sestrin 1. NCBI's taxonomy places the organism in Eukaryota, Metazoa, Chordata, Mammalia, Carnivora, Felidae. Bases 1008 to 2663 code for a protein of 551 amino acids. The transcript has 10 exons. Gene Ontology annotation, cellular component: nucleus. Gene Ontology annotation, biological process: regulation of response to reactive oxygen species; cellular response to leucine starvation; cellular response to L-leucine. Gene Ontology annotation, molecular function: oxidoreductase activity, acting on peroxide as acceptor; L-leucine binding. The record is from RefSeq and is a predicted model, not a curated record.
UUUUUCCAAUGGCUUUGCCUCUGCGGGUCGCGUCUGCUUGGGCGGGGAAGAGGGCGCUGGGGCAGGGGCGGCUCCUGGUUUAUGUCGGGCGGAGAAAGGGGAGGGGCUGGUGGGGUGAGGACCCCAUCUCCCCUCCCUGCUCCCGCCCUCUGGGCCGAGCCCCACCGAUGGGGCUGGGCGAAGGGGCGGGCUCUGCGCCUCAGGCCUCACUGCUCCGCCAGCUUCGCGGCGCAGCCCGGCAUUUAGGGAUUGCGGGCCAGCCCUUUGCUUUGCAGGCUUAGUGGGAGGUGGGCGAGGACGCAGGAAUAGGAAAAGAAGUGGCUUCUGCCUGGGAGUCCAGAAUCGUCGGGGCCGGAGACGCUUUCCUCCAACGCUGUAGCCGAGACAGCGGCUGCCGGAGGCUGCCGUCCCCAAGGAACGCCUGGGUCUCCAGCCGCGGCGGCCAGUGAGCAAGCGUUUGGCGAGAUUUCCCCACUAGCUCUUGGCCGGCCGCUGAGGCGAAGGGAGGAGCUGCAGAGGGCGGGGAUUGGUGCCGGAGGAGGGGCGGGGUGGGAAUGCUCUUGAGAACCCGGUGGCCGCCCAGACCAAAAAAACCCGAAUGGCUGGAGCGCGUUCAACUGUUACCAGCCUUUUUGGGCAGAGCACGGAUUUGACAGCUCCACAACGUGAGGAUAUCCGCUGACCCCGCGAGACAGAGGAGAGCACUUCCCUGAGACUGCCUGUCCAGCAAAGCCAGCGCUGUAGGGUUUCAACUUUCGAACUUUUUUCAGUCUCUGACAAGGCUUGCCCCUUCAUGUAGGAGAGGGUAAGUUCUGUCUUGUAGGUCGCUUGAAAGCCAUCAAUAUAAAAGACACUUCUUGUUCCAAAUGUCAGCCAGACAUCUGUGUUUUCAUGACGAUUCGGUUUCUCUGAUUUUAUUCUUACAUUCCUCGUUUUAAAAAUACGAAGUGCUUUUGGGGACAUGCUGAAGGGUAACUGAAGACUGCAAAGAAAGAUCUCCAGUUGUCAUGGCUGAAGGAGAGAAUGAAGUGAGGUGGGAUGGACUGUGCAGUAGAGAUUCAACUACUAGAGAGACAGCACUGGAAAACAUUAGGCAAACCAUUUUAAGAAGAACCGAGUAUCUUCGUUCGGUGAAAGAGACACCUUUUCGUCCAUCAGACGGGCUUUCAAAUGCUGUUUCUUUGGAUGGGUUGAAUAAGCUUCUUGCUCAUCUGCUUAUGCUUUCUAAGAGAUGUCCCUUUAAAGAUGUAAGAGAGAAAAGUGAGUUUAUUUUGAAGAGCGUCCAGGAACUUGGAAUUAGAAUUCCUCGACCACUAGGACACGGACCAAGCAGAUUCAUCCCAGAAAAGGAGAUUCUCCAAGUGGGAAGUGAAGACGCACAGAUGCAUGCUUUAUUUGCAGAUUCUUUUGCUGCUUUGGGUCGUUUGGAUAACAUUACAUUAGUGAUGGUUUUUCACCCACAGUAUCUAGAAAGUUUCCUAAAGACUCAACACUAUCUACUGCAAAUGGAUGGGCCAUUGCCUCUACAUUAUCGGCACUACAUUGGAAUAAUGGCUGCAGCAAGACAUCAGUGUUCCUACUUAGUGAACCUCCACGUAAAUGAUUUCCUUCAUGUUGGUGGAGACCCCAAAUGGCUUAAUGGUUUAGAGAAUGCUCCUCAAAAACUACAAAAUUUAGGAGAACUUAAUAAAGUGUUAGCCCAUAGACCUUGGCUUAUUACCAAAGAACAUAUUGAGGGACUUUUAAAAGCUGAAGAGCACAGCUGGUCCCUUGCAGAACUGGUACAUGCAGUGGUUCUCCUCACACACUAUCAUUCUCUUGCCUCAUUCACAUUUGGCUGUGGAAUCAGUCCAGAAAUUCAUUGUGAUGGUGGCCACACAUUCAGACCUCCUUCUGUUAGUAACUACUGCAUCUGUGACAUUACAAAUGGCAAUCACAGUGUGGAUGAGAUGCAGGUCAACUCAGCAGGAAAUGUUUCAGUAAGUGAUUCCUUCUUUGAGGUCGAAGCCCUCAUGGAAAAGAUGAGGCAGUUACAGGAAUGUCGAGAUGAAGAAGAGGCAAGUCAGGAAGAGAUGGCUUCACGUUUUGAAAUAGAAAAAAGAGAGAGCAUGUUUGUCUUCUCUUCAGAUGAUGAAGAAGUUACACCAGCAAGAGAUGUAUCUCGUCACUUUGAGGAUACUAGUUACGGCUAUAAGGAUUUCUCUAGACACGGGAUGCAUGUUCCAACAUUUCGAGUACAGGACUAUUGCUGGGAAGACCAUGGUUAUUCUUUGGUAAAUCGCCUUUAUCCAGAUGUGGGACAGUUGAUUGAUGAAAAAUUUCACAUUGCUUACAAUCUUACUUAUAAUACAAUGGCAAUGCACAAAGAUGUUGAUACCUCAAUGCUUAGACGGGCUAUUUGGAACUAUAUUCACUGCAUGUUUGGAAUAAGAUAUGAUGACUAUGACUAUGGUGAAAUUAACCAGUUAUUGGAUCGUAGCUUUAAAGUUUAUAUCAAGACUGUUGUUUGCACUCCCGAAAAGGUUACCAAAAGAAUGUAUGAUAGCUUCUGGAGGCAGUUUAAGCACUCUGAGAAGGUUCAUGUUAAUCUGCUUCUUAUAGAAGCUAGGAUGCAAGCAGAACUCCUCUACGCUCUGAGAGCCAUUACCCGCUAUAUGACCUGAUGCCUUUCCUCCAUUAAAGAUAAUGGAAUGAUCAGCAGAUAUAGUCUACAAGGGGAAGGUACUAAGCCCCAGGACCAAUGGUAGAUAAAAGAAUUCAGAAAUCCAUUGUGCCAUGAUUCCUUUAGUUUCUGCUAUGUUACUGUGGAAAUACCACUGCUGGCACGAGCAGUGAAUGCUUGGCAGCUUCAAGUGUAGAGCUGUGAAGAAGGGCUGCCAUUCACAGUAUUCACAGUAUUUUGCUUUUUGACAGUACAAGAUGCUGUAUAACUGUUUUAAUACAGCAAAUAGUAACUCUCCAAAUCCUGUUGCUUUUAUGUUAAAUAAGAUAACAAGAAUUGGAGCAUGCAAAGAAUGGGAGUUGGAUAAUGACAUAAGCUUUUUAUACAUAAAGAAUUUUAUUUAGAUCCUGGUGCUGCUAUUUCUGCUGAUGGAAUGAAUAGAGUGGCUGUUCCAGUUAAGCUAUUAGUAAUAAAAGUGAACACUGCUACUAUCUGAGCCUACAUACAUAAUUUGCGUGGUUUCAAAUUAAACUUGCAUAUGUGUUAAUUUUUUUGCAUCUAAAAAAGCCUAGAAUUAUUACAGCUCGGCAAAGACCAUUUUGAUGGUAACAGUUCAUUUCUUUCAUUAUAGUUUUUUUUUUUUAAUUCAGCUAUUGGAUGACAUUAAAUUACAGUGGCAUUCUUAAAGAUUUUCUUCAAAAAGCAAUCUUAAAUGAAAGUGUAUAAAUUAUAAGAAAAGCUAGCUAUCUUUUGAUAUGCUGUUUCCCAAGAUUCUCUGACACUGGAGGGCAGCUGUCUUGUGCAGUAUUUUGUUUCCAGCACUGAAGUUGUGGGAAAUGUUGCUGUAGACUGCUGCGCAGUCCCAGGUGCAUUCUGCCCCUCUGCUCCUGCCCACCUCGUGGUCCCCACUUUAAAGAUUGUGCAGCUCUUUAAAAAUAAAGCUGGAAAAUAUUUUUAGUCAGGUUAUCAAAUUUGAUUUACAAAAAUGCUAACUUUGGGAAAAAAUGUAUUAAGUACUUUGUAUUCUGGAAGUGUGAAUUGCUUUUGAAGUCUGUCAGUAUUACUGGUAUUUUUCAAUAAAUCAUUUUUUCUCCAA